Messenger RNA from Penaeus indicus, 11107 nucleotides. RefSeq names its product tyrosine-protein kinase BAZ1B-like. Lineage: Eukaryota; Metazoa; Arthropoda; Malacostraca; Decapoda; Penaeidae. Gene Ontology annotation, cellular component: WICH complex. Gene Ontology annotation, molecular function: histone binding; histone H2AXY142 kinase activity; DNA binding. Gene Ontology annotation, biological process: chromatin remodeling; DNA damage response. Bases 140 to 5893 code for a protein of 1917 amino acids. The transcript has 27 exons. The record is from RefSeq and is a predicted model, not a curated record.
GGUUCGAACGGCCAGACGCAGUUUCCUCGAGAGAGACUCUCCUGAAGGAAAUUUUCUUUUUUUUUCCCUUUCUUUCUCGAGACUGAAGGAAGGAAAUCUUUUUUUAUCUCUUCUCGUCCAUUCCGAAGCGGAGUCCCCCAUGCCCCUGCUGCAGGGUCAGCCGUUCAGGCUCAUCAGGCCCCCCGACCAAGCGGCGUCCGGAGGGGACCUCUUCGUGAUACAACACACGGGGGAGAAGUUCGCCAACAAGAGCGACUAUGAAGACAGACUGGCUCUAUACAGUCAGAGUAUCUGGACCUGCCAGUGCACAGGCAAGUCCGGCCUCACACACCAGGAAGCAUGGACCAGCGAGGCCAAAGUGCGAGUGCUCCUCAACGCGUCUUUCCCAUCACCCCUCGUGAAACCCCUCCUUCAGAUGAUACACCACAGUACUUUGCCUCUUGAUCAGCUGGUAGAGGCGACUUCCAGCCUUUGUUACUCUCGUUUCCACCAAGGAGAGGAGCUAACUCUUUUAGGGCCUCAGCCAGUACAAGUACGUGUGACAGGGUCAAAGGAAGCUCCGGUACAAAUUAAAACAGAAAAUGGUGCCGCUGAGGAAGAACACACAGCAAAGGAGGCCCCCCAGUCUCCUACACCCACCACCCCAAAAGUUGCGAACGGAUGCUCACCGCCAGAAAAUGAAAAUUCAGUUGUUAAUGGCACAGGAAAUGGGGUGACAGAGAGUGAAGAGACCAGCCCAAGCAGUGGGAAAGGAAAGGAGGACGCAGCUGGAAAGAAGAAACUGUUGCCAUUGCUCUACGAUGUUUCCGUCAUUGGGGAAGACAGGAACAUCGUAGACGUUCCUGCGAAAAAUCUGCAGCGAACAUACAAAAUUCCUCCCAAAGAACACUUUCGUCUCUUUAUAAGAGCCAAUGCCAUCAGACAACGGUCGAGCUGUUACACCCCUUGGAACGUGACAGAGGAACUUGUAAAACAGUACAACAUCCAGGGUAAGUUGGCCUCCAUAUUCACACAGCCGAGGAUGGGUGCCGUCACCAAGAAGAGAAAGCUGGAAGGCCAGGGUGAAGAGAAGGUGAAAAAGCCAAAGUCGGAGAAACCAGAGGAGACAGUGAAAAAGCCAAAGCCCAAGACAGACAAGGAGGCAACUAAAAAAGUGAAGCGCGACCCUGAUGCCCCCAAGCGCAAGCCCGGCCCUAAGCCAGGGUCAAAGCGGACUCCAAAGGUGUCGCCCAAGGUGUCGCCCAAAGCAGAAAGCCCCGUGAAAACUCCCCCGAAAUUACAAACCCAAGUGAAGUUGGAGUCAAGUGACAGUGAUGACGAUGUGUCCCUUGCGGUGCUUGCAAGUCGUUCGCCAAAGAUGAAAAACGGUAACACAGAAUCUCCGAAAUCCAGUACGCCUCCAGAACAAAAGACGCCGCCGGGCAUUGUGCCCCUGGUCAAGAGCGAGAAGAGGGAAGUACCAGAAGAAGUCAAGGAAAAUUCCAAGAAGAUGAAGCAAGCGACCCUCUUCGACAUGAAGACGCCAAAGAAAGUGGGUACCAAAUCCCCAGGUUCGAAAGCCACCCCGAGAAGAUCGCCUCAAAAGAGAGAAAUCACAGCAGAAUCUGUUAUGCGCUUACCUCUAAUGAAGAAAAUGGUGAGUGACUACAAACACUACAAAGGAGUGCAGGGGGGAGGCCGCAAGCUGGUCUACACCAUGGAUCAAGUGCUGAAGAAGCUCUCCAUCCAGCAAGUAGAGGUAAUCCCUGAUGAGGGUAUAAGAAAUGAUCUGAUGAAGAGACAUGAGCGCAUCAUUGAGAAACGCAUUUUAACCAAGAUGGCGCCAGAGGAGAGAGAAGAAUAUCUCAAGCAAAAGGCCAGGGAAGUGGCUGAGAAGCGUAUCCAGACCAAGCGCGAGUUGAAACGCAAGAUUGAGGACAAGAUUCUCAUGGACACCAAGCCGCUCCCUCAGCCAAAGCUCGUCUCCACCCCGGAGGAAAUUCCAAACUCACUCUUUGGGGAUGUGGCUAUGAUUGUAGAGUUUAUCGACUGCUACAGGGAAAUACUUGUACCUGAGAAGAAGAUGAGUAUUACGUGUAACAAACUCUUACAAGCGCUCUCUGCAGGAACGAAAGGUUACAAAAUUAUUGCUGAAGUCAUAAGCCUUCUGCUGCAUGUAAUUCUUGAUGACGAGAGAUUUGGCGAGAGAAAGGAACUAGGUGUUAAGAUCAAAGACCUGACCAUUCAUUACCAAACCGCCAUAGAGCUUGCACGACUCUGCCUCCGUAAAAAGGAGACCUCAGAUGCCGUCAGUCAGCACUCUGACGAUGACAUGGGAGAGGAGCAGAAUGAGCUGUCUGAUGGCUUGCUGGAGAAACUAGAGUCGUGUGAGCUGUAUGAACUCCAAACCGAAGACAUUAUCAUGGUCCUGAAAGCCUUGUGCCAUCAUGCCAUGGCUUCAUAUGCAGCAAUCGAACACGUGGAAGAAUUGGAAGAGAAGGUGUACUCUCUCUACAAGGAGCGUGCACAGAUUAAGAAACAAACACUGAAGGAGGAGAUGGAGAAGAAGAAGCAGAAGAAGGAGGAACGCAUAAAGAAGAAGACCGACAAAACAAGCAUUACCAAAAAGUCCCCGGGCCGUCCCAAAGGCUACAGCCCCAAAAAGAAAGCCGUCACACUGGAUUCCUUCUAUGGGAAGAAAGAGGAGGAAGAGGAAAGUGGACCAGACAUAAUAUCUCGGGUCAAGAACAGGCGACUGACUGCUGAGGAGUCCAGAAAGGAGAAAGAACUUUUGAAGCAGCAGGAACGCGAACAGUUAAUGAAGGAAGAAGAGGAAAGGAAACGAGAGAUGGUCGUCCUGGAGUACGAGAAAGUACUGAAUCAGAAGGAGUGUCUGAUCCGCUUGCAGCCCUUAGGGGUGGACAGAAAUCACGACCGAUACUGGAUCUUCAAGUCCACUCCAGGCCUCUUCAUUGAGAAGGGCUGGGUGGACUCCAACACCACAUAUUGUACAAAGCCCAAAUCCCCAAUGAAGGGAACAGCCAGCUCGCCCUCCAAAAUGAGUAUCAAGCAGGAGUCCGAGUCAGAUUCCGACGACAAGCCUCUCUCGGCCAUAAAGGAGGAAUUGGCCACCACGCCCCAGAAAAAGGUUAGCAGUACAGGACGUCCCCGGGGCAGGCCCAGACUGAACAAGCCCACUGGUUUUAUUGCUAACAGUCCAAAUAAUGCACAGGUUGGCAGUGCAGCUCGUCCUAGGGGAAGGCCGAAAAAGAUCAAGCCUUCUGAUUUGAAUGUUAACAGUCCAAAUGCUGAACAGGGUAGCUCUGUGGGAAUGCCUGUCAGACCCAGUGCUGAACAGGGUAGCUGUGCUGGAACACCCGUCAAAACAAGCGAUGAGCAGGGUAGCGGUGUGGUAACGACUGUUAAAGCAAGCGCUGAGCAGGGUAGCUAUGCAGGAACACCUGUCAAAACAAGUGAUGAGCAGGGUAGCGGUGUGGUAACGACUGUCAGAGCAAGUGAUGAGCAGGGUAGCUGUGUGGGAACCCCCGUCAAGCCAAGCGAUGAGCAGAGUAGCGGUGCAGGAAUGUCCGCCGACCUGACCCCCAAGGUUGAGCCCAGUGAUUUGGCGCUGAGCGUUAGCAGUCCCAGUAGAACUCCUCUGAGAGGUACAGGACGUCCCCGGGGAAGGCCCAGAAAGAUCAAACCCUGUGAUUUGACAGCGGGUGCUAGCAGUCCCAUUAGCACGCCCGUUAGAGGUACUGGACGCCCCCGGGGGAGGCCCAGACUGAACAAGCCCACUGGUUUUAAUGCUAACAAUCCUAAUUACGUGCAGGUUAGCAGUACGGCAAGUCCCCGGGGAAGGCCCAGACUGGUCAAACCACCGGAUGAUGAUGAGGAUGACACAUUCCCUUCAGUUGGACAGAAUUUGUGGUUCCAUUACGAUUCUAUAGAAGAGGUGGACAAACUCUUGGAAGCCUUGGCCGAGAAAGGUGCUCGAGAAGCUCCUCUGAAGACAUCCAUUUUAAACCACAGAAAACAUUUAGAAGAAUCUAUAACAAAACCAAAAGAAGCCCUAGAUGAGCUCGAGGAUGGUGCCAAACAGCUGAUGGAGUCCCUGAGGGAAGACAUCAUUCAGAUUGAGCGGGAGCUGACCGAAGGUUGGCUCGGUGAGUCUGAAAAAAAAAAAGAAAACUACUAUGCAUCAACACAGCAGGAGUUAUCCGAGUGUUUGGUGGAGGUCCAGCGCCACAUACAGUUCAAGUAUCUGAAGGGAAUCAUGGCCCCAAUCAAGAAGCCCAUGCCGUCAGAAAAUCCGGAAUUGCCCACAGAAUAUGAGGAGUUGGAGAAUCCUGCAGUUCAACAAUGGAGAGAUUCAGUGAUGAACAGCCAAACCCUGUCCCGGUUACACCUGCUUGUGAGCAUGUUUGAUUCGUGCAUAAAGUGGGAGAAAUCCAUAGCCACAAAGAAAUGCAAAGUGUGUCGUCACCAAGACACCAGUAUACCACUCGCCAUCUGUGACCAGUGUGAAGGUAGCUACCACUGGAGCUGCAUGCGUCCACAGCUGCGGGAGACGCCACCUGAGCCCUGGCUGUGUCCUGCUUGCCAGCCCAAAAAGAAUAACAGAGUCAACAGAGAGAGAAGUAAAGCUGGCCAAGGGGAGGAGGAACCUGAAGUCCGCGGUGAAAUUAAGCAGGAGAAGAUUUGUAGAGUGUGUGAGCGUGGCUUGGGUCUCAUCUUCUGCAGCAAGUGUCCUGCUGCUUAUCAUUCAGAGUGUCAUGACCCACCCCUCCAGACACGUGCCAGGAAAGAUUGGGAGUGCGUCGACUGCAAAAGUGCUUCUUCCAAACAGAAGACACGAUCUGGGCGAUCAGUCAGCUCAAGAACACCAUUCCAGGCAGAAAAAGAAACGACUAAGGAAAGCAAAAGCCGGUCAAGAAGCGGAGAAAAAUCGAAGAAGCGCAGUGGUGGCAGCAGCAAGGGAAGUAGUGGCGGAAGACAAACCCUGAGGCGUUCAGCGAGAGCACGGUACACAGAUUCUGACGAGGAGGAGGAAGACGACGAUGACGAGGAUUAUGAGGAGCGUCCGUCUAGAUCAAGGGGAAGCAGGAGGAGCUCACGAAGAGCCACCGGAAAGAAGAAUUAUAGAAUUGUUAGUGAAGACGAGGAGGAAGAGGAAGAGGAAGAAGAAGAAGAGGGGGAGGGGGAGGGGGAGGAGGAAGAAGAAGAGGUGGAAGAGGAGGAGGAGGAGGAGGAAGAGGAAGAUGUAAGUAUUGUAUCUGCUGCUCGCUGCAUGCUCAAGUUUCCCAUUUUUACGUGUGGUUUGCAGUACGAGAUGAGCAAUUCAUGCGUGUACUGUGGUUUAGGACCCAGUAAGAAAGGCGGUCAUGCACAGCUGCUGCCUUGCAUGACCUGUGAUUCCGCUUUCCACCUCCCAUGUGCCCGUAGUCAUGGCCUAACCACUUCCUCCAAGAGUUCGGCUUCAUACCAGUGCUCUAGAUGUUUAAGGAAUGGUAGAAGCCCAUCUAAAUCUCCCAUGAAAAAGGCCCAGAAUGCCGAGGAAAAGGAGGACGGAAAGGAGAAUGACGAAGAGGAGGAGGAGGAAGAGGAAGAGGAAAACGAAGGGGCAGAAGAAGACGAGGAAAAUGAGGAUGCAGAAGAGGAAGACGAGGAGGAGGAGGAAAAUGAGGAGAAUGAUGCCCAAGAGGACGACGAUGACAAUGAAGUUGGGGAAGAGGAGAUGGACGUAGAUGAAGGGGAAGACGGAGAUGCUGAGGACGAGGAGGAGGAGGAGGGUGAAGACAUUGAGGAAGACAGUGAGAGGGAACAGGACGAGAUGGGGGAGGACGUGGUGGAAGAGGAAGAGGAGGAAGACGACGAUAAUGAGAACGUGGAGUCGGAAAGUGAAGAUGAAUAAUUAUUCAGCUGUGAGUUAACGUAAUUAAGCAAAGAGGAAAAAUAUUGUCCGAUGUUUCAGUGCAUCUCUGAAGGCAAAGAUGUUAUCAUGAUUUUUUGUAGACUACUCCCCAGGCAUCAACACAGCUGUUUUACCUCAAUCUUCUUCUUCUUUGGCUCUUCUCUUCCCUUUCUCUUUCUUUCUUUUCUUCCCUCUUUUCAUGUCCUCUUUUCGCUUCUGUUUUUGGCUCUUCUUGUCUCGUUCUUUUCCUUCCUUUUUUCAUUCUUUCCAACGGCCUACAAGAUCUGUGUCAGGGGAUCUACAUCAGGUAGAAUGUACUUAGAGACAACAGUGAGAAACUGUCACUUUGUAGGUCAUCAUCAUUGAUCUGUAAGUUUUUUUCCCCCCCAGUCAGAAGGCUGUUAGUACCAAUAAGUUCCAAGGGAAAACUAUGUAUUGAUUAGACAUAUAUUAGACAUAUAUCAGGGUUUGGAAUAGCUAGUAAACUCCAUUGUAGCUCGUAGAUGUUAUGGGAGGUACCUGUUUCAUUUAUGUAAUAUCUUUCACUCUCUGCCUUCCUUUUAAUUGUAGCAGUGGAGUGUAACAUGUAUACUUUUGUUAGGCAGAGGCUUUCUGUUGCAGGAAAAGCUGUCAUCUUUUUAACAAUAAGUAAAGAGGAGACUUUUAUAUAUGCAUUUAAAGGCAUUAAAGUAUUGGCACUUAUAGAAACUGUAUUAACUUCUUUUUUUUUUAUGAUCUUUAUUAUUAUCACCAAACAAGUUUUCAUUGUAACGUUUAAAAAGGAUCCCAAACCGUUUAAAAAUAUAUGUACAUACACAUACAUAUAGAUCUAUUUUAUUUAGGAGAAAGGAAGGAAAUGUUUUGAAGCAUUUAUUGGCUGUGUGUGUGUGCAAAAACAGCUGAACCACACGAGACAACCAGACUCUGCUUGUAACCUGUGGUAGAGAAGUACCACAAGUGAUAGCUUUAUCUCUCUCGUUAGGAGAAUUCUGUUGUAACACCUUUUCUAUGUGAAUAUUUUGCCAAGUGUCCAACUGCAAAUAUUAUCACAUUCCAAAACUGUGGAUUAGGAAUUAAGUUAUGGGUAGAUAGUUGUCAGGUAUGAUGGUAGCUAUAUAUUAUAUAUAUAUUCAUCUACUAAUGCUGAAAUGUUGAGUUAUAAGAUAAUGAUAAUAAUAAUUAAUAAUAAUAAUAAUAAUAAUGAUAAUGUUAAUAAAAAAACAACUAAGAAACACCCUCCAUAUCUCAAUGUGGCCCUUAUAUACUGCUUCCAACUUAGGAAAUAAUUAGAAAAGUGUUCUGUUGAACUUUCUCUGUACCUAGUUCCCCUCCCCCCCUCUCCCCAUUUUCUUUGUCCCCAGUUACGGUACCCUUUUUUCCUCGUAGAUUAAUGUCACUUGCGAUUGAUUAAAUUUGUAUUGUUUUGUUGUUUCAAGAAAAAGAUGUUCUGGUUUUGUUUUGUUUUGUAUUCUGUUUUCUGUUGUUGUUUUUUUCCUUCGUACUUUUUUUUUUUUCGUCUUUAUGUUCUGUCCUCACCUUUUGUCAUAUUUCUUUGCAGUGUGCAUUAGUAAAUUGAUAUCAUCAUGUUUUCUUCACCAUUUGGUCCUCCUUUCUUUUAUGUCCUUUCUGCCUCCUUAUCCUCUAUUUGCCUUAUUCUUUCUAUCAGCUUCCUCUUCCUCUCCUCUCCCUCUUCCCUUAUUGGAUCCUUCCAUCUGUCUCUUCUCUUUCUUCCUCUUCCUUCUUCUCCUCCUCCUCCUCCUCCUUCUGUACCUCUUCUCCAUUUCUUCCUUCCUUUCUCCCUCCUUUUUUCAUGUCUUAUCCUCUUUUUAUUUACUACCUGAUUUUUAGGGCCUUCUCUCUCCCUAAUUUCCUAAUACCAUUUUGAUAUUUACUAAACAUUUUGAAAUGCAUUUAGCAUCAUGACAAGUGUCCAUCUUGGCAUAUAUUAGAUUUUGGAUCUGAUAUUUUUUCUGUGAAAAGUAUGGUUAUAGAACACAUCUAUUUUGUGAUACUUAUGUAUAUAGGUCCUAUUUAUUCUAAUGACUCAUUAUUCCAAGUUUCUAGUUUCCGAGUGAGUGUUGUCAAUGACAAUAUACCAUGAGAGUUAGAAACUAGAUUGUGAAAUUAGUUGUGGAGGCAUCUUUGGAUUUGGCCAAAGCAACGGUGACAUCUAAACCUUAGGACUUUUAGGUUAUAAGUAGCAUCCUGGGAACCUAUUAUGGUACAAGUUAAGGGGUGUGUUUCCCCGCGUUUGUUUGAGCGAUUCGCAAAAUUAGCCGCACGUUUUGUGUCCAUAUGAAGUAAUUUCGUAUGUUACACUAAGCAUUGGAACCUCUUUCAGAGUAUGAUGAUAUAUUUCAUAGCAGACUCUCUCUCCAAUAGCAGCUUCGAAAUUGAUAGGAAACGUAGAGUGGGAGGGAAUUGUUUUGAUAAGGAAGGUGCAUUGUAGAAGUAGACGUUAAAGAUAGUAUGUAAAAGGCAAUAAUCUUAUGGAUCAGUUUUAGGAGGUAAUUCUUUCCGUUCUCGAGCAUAUUAUUAGGUGUAAGAGGAAGCAGUGGGAUUUUCGUUGUGAUGGGGGAGGAAAAAUCAUUGUGUAUAGCUAAUAUUAAAAAAAGGAAAAGGAUGAACUGCUUUGUAUACAUGACAAAAUUUCAUUCCCAUAAUUAUCUGUAAUUUAUCCUUUUCUGUAGAAUAUUUUUUAUCCAAGUUUGAAGAGAUAAUAAAAAAGGUUUUUGCAGAUUAUUUUUAUCACUUGUAAACUUAAUGGUAUAUAAGUCUGAAACUAAUUUAGGUAUUCAGAAUGUAAUAUGUUAUUUAGACCAUGUAUUGGAAGUGUAAUCUUGACAAAUGACCCGUGUAAUGCUAAAUUUUGCAGGUACAAGUCAGGCAGGGUCAUCCAUCCUGUGACUUUUGGAUUACUGAUAUAUACAUAAUGUUAGUUAAACCUCUUGAAAUUGUCAAAGUUUUAUGAUGUGAUGGAAACCUUACAUCAGUCUUCUUUGGCUGAAAUGUGUACUAUCAAAAUCUAAUGAUGUAACAGAGGAAAUAUUUACAGUAUUGUAAUUCUGUCAGAAAUGGUAAUACCAAUAUUUUAUUGUGCGACAGAGGGAAAUUUCACGUCAACAUUCUUAGCUAUGUGUUUCUUUUCCUGGUUUUGCAGUCUUCUUUUGAAAACACUCGAGCAAAGUGCACAUGUAAACUAAUAGUUUUGUAUCCAGUCUACCAUAGUCCCAUGAUGCAUUUUUUUUUCCUUUUCGUUGUUUUAUUUUUUUUCACUUCUUGGAGUAUCUCAUGUUCUGUGAAUCUUGGAUAUAUUCUUUUGAUUUUGCUAUGUCUUUCCUCUUUCUUUUUUCAUUUUUUUACCUUUUUUCUUUUUCCUUUUUCUUUCUUAUUAUUUUCUUCUUUCUUUCUCAUUUAUAUAUAUAUAUUUUUUUUCUUUUCUUUUCUUUUUUCUUUUUUUUUUGUGAAUGGCCUAAAAAGGGAAACAAAUUUGCAAAUAUAUUUAACGUAUUUGUGAUAUUCCUGCAGCAUUGUCCACAGUGAUUCCAUACGUACCAUGUUCCCAGACCCCCUCUACUAAUGCUGUAGCGACGUACAAUGACGAUCACUUUAGUCCCACAAGUUCUUGCUUCUCGGUAUGCGUUUGUUAUUUGUAUCCAUGAAUAUAUAUAUAACAGCUUUUGAGUAAAGCCAGUUUGAAGUUUUGAUAUACAGAUAUUUCCAGUGAAGCCUGGGUUGUGUGCAUCUGGCCAUUGUGUGUCACAUCCCUUCAUGACAGCAGUACAACACAUAUGACUGCAUCAUUCAUCAUGGUUGCACAAUGCAGUUUGUUGCAGUGGACAGUAGCAAUGCACGAUGGGGCAAUUGUCUCUGUUAUUAUUUUUUACAGAAUGUGCUCUCAGUUCUCUGAGCUAUCUUGACAUGCUUCCUACAUUAAAAGUUAUAAAGGCUUUUAUUUUUUUAUGUUUACUAAGUUGUGAUGGUCACAAAUACAUACUUAAUAAUAGUUGGUAGAUUGGUAAUUGUAGCACAAAGUUUUAUUUACCAGUGAACUGCAGUUACUUCUUUUUGCCUAUUUAGAUACCGGUACAUUGUGAUAAUUGUUUGACCAUACUGUUUGAAGUAACAUGAGUGUCUAUAUGAACUCUUCUGUGUUCAUAUACAUGUGCAUGUGAAAUGGUAUGUCAGCAUUAAUAAAAUACCUUAAGAGAACAUGACAGAUCACUGUACAUCAUUCAUAGAGAACUAAAAGAAAGUAAUUAUAGUGAAAGUUGGCAGUUUCCAAUGUGGAAUUGACUUCUCUUUUUUCCUAGUUUUAACUGAUGCAAGAUUCCGUGCAUCAGCAAAGUAUCGAGUGAGAAAAUUUUUACAUCGGUCACUCUAUAUAUAUAUAUAUCAAGGUUCCUUCAGAGAGAGAUUAUCUCAAGUAACUGUUCUACCUCCAUAUGUUUACUAUAGAAAUUGACUGUUAACCACGUGCUCUUCUCUGUGAUGUUUACUUUAUGGAUAUUUCGCUCAUUGCACGUUAAUACUAAUGAUUGCAGUGAUCCCUUUUGUUGACUUAUGCCUAUGAUUCCCGGAAAAAAAAAAAAGUUGUAUUAAUUGAUUGCAGUCACAGAUGCAAUGUCAGCAUUACAGCUUGCACAGUUGCAAGGGAAGUAAAGGGUUUUCCUCAAUAGCCAACAAAUCUGCUGUUCACUUACUCUUUUGUGAAUCAUGACCUGCAAACUCUACCAGUCAAGUCACAUGGUAAUCGUGUGAAUUCUGGUAAAGAGCUUCGAAAGAAUGUGCAUUUAUGUGUCUGAGAGUAUUUUUGAAUGACUGUGCGUGUGUGUGUGGUUGCAUGCGCGUGCAUGCCUGAGUGAAUGUGUCUGCAUGUGUGUAUAUAUACUAUAGCAAUAGUCAUAAUGAAAUGCUUUCCAAGUGGUAAUCUUUCAUAGUUUUUUCCCCUUCCCCUUUUUAUGGUAUCGGCAUUACUGUAUUUCCUACUUGGCUUCUCGGGUAAAAGAAAAUAGAUAAAACGACUACUGAACACCUGUGUUUUGAUAUUGGCGACUCAUCUGGACUCUGAAUGUUCGAUGUCAAAUAGCAAGGAUGAAGGAAUAACCAUGCUGCUUAAACACAGCUACCACAUAUAUUGAUAUGUAAUUCUUCAUACGUUUUGAAGCACUGUAGCUAUCUAUUUUUCAUGUAAUAAUAAAUAGUUGAAAGAUA